ACAUCGAUGGCUAACAAGGAAGAAUUCUGUAAAGGUUACUUUGAAUUAAAGCCAGAAGAAGCUAGUUUCUUUGAUUUCAUUCGUAUCUUCUAUUCUAGUGAAUUAGAUAAAAGAAAUUUCUUCGAUGUUUCGGCCGGAGUAGAAAGGAUCGGAGGUUUUCGCCGGCGAUGGCUCAUUUUUAUCUCCGUUAUAUUGCAGAGAUUCUUGUUUUGGUUUAAAAAACCCAUGGCCAGUUUAGGUUAUAUAGUUGAGCUCAUGCAAAAUUAUCCUUCAUUCAAUGGUGGUUUUCUCCAGCUUUUCUUGAACAUAAUACAAGGAAAAACAGUAACGCCGGAAAAGUCAUCGGAGACGUUCAGGUCGAUGAUCGGAAAUCUUGAUGUGAGAGUGGACUUAGACAAGUCAAUAAAGAUAGGAGACAGCAGAUAUAAUGCACACCUGUCAAUUAUGGCUGCUAAAUUAUCUUACGAAAAUGAAGCCCUCAACAAAACAGUAAUCAAUCAUCAUUGGCAGAUGCACUUCUUGGGGUUGCACAAUUUCUGGAAUGCUUACGAGGAACAAUACUCGACUCAAGCCACAAUGUUUCAAGACAAAAUUGAAGAUCCAAACCUAGUUGUGGUAGCAUUUAGAGGGACAAGUCCAUUUUAUGCAGAUGCAUGGAUUACAGAUAUAGACCUCUCAUGGUACGAUCUUGAAGGCAUGGGCAAAAUCCAUGCAGGUUUCAUGAAAGCGCUAGGGUUGCAAAAGAACAUAGGCUGGCCAAAAGAAAUAAAUGAUCAAGAAAACCAACAACAAAAUAAUAAGCUAUUUGCAUAUUACAAAAUAAGAGAAGAUUUGAAGAAAAUAUUGAACAAAAAUGAGAAAGCAAAAUUCAUAGUGACAGGACAUAGCUUAGGUGGUGCAUUAGCAAUAUUAUUUGCAGCUAUAUUAGCUUUGCAUGAAGAGGAUUGGUUGUUGGAUAAAUUGGAAGGAGUUUAUACAUUUGGACAACCUAGGGUUGGAGAUGAACAAUUUGGAAAUUUUAUGAUGGAGAAGUUCAACNAUAUAUAUUGA
Molecule: messenger RNA, 1050 nt
Organism: Nicotiana tabacum (common tobacco)
Lineage: Eukaryota; Viridiplantae; Streptophyta; Magnoliopsida; Solanales; Solanaceae
Product: triacylglycerol lipase OBL1-like
Biological process (GO): lipid metabolic process
Molecular function (GO): triacylglycerol lipase activity
Source: RefSeq, a predicted model, not a curated record